Messenger RNA from Coniophora puteana RWD-64-598 SS2, 1164 nucleotides. RefSeq lists its product as uncharacterized. Lineage: Eukaryota; Fungi; Basidiomycota; Agaricomycetes; Boletales; Coniophoraceae. The transcript has 3 exons. The coding region runs from base 1 to 1044 and encodes 347 amino acids. The record is from RefSeq and is a predicted model, not a curated record.
AUGCACGCUUUCCUCCGAUCGACCAUCCUCGCAAGCGUUCUCACUUCUGCAUAUGCUCAGUACACUCCUCAGAGCUGCGAUUGGCUGAGCAACACCUGCAACAAGAAUGUGACGGAUCUGAACAACGUCUGGAAUAGCACCGCAUGCGCUCAAUAUGCGCUCUGCCAGCAGAACGAGAGGACACCCGCAUCCGUCCUCCAGUGGCUUGGCGCACCUACGGAUCAGCCACGCCUGACCCAGUCCGCCUUCAGCGGUUUGUCGCAGGGCGCAGACACGCUCACGAACGACACGUACAGCACAGGCUAUCAGGCGGCGGUGAAAGCCGCGGGUGGAACAUAUGACUCCCAGGCUGACGACCGUACCGUCAACGGCCAGUACCUCAUUGCUGCAGCGUGGACCAACAGCUGCGACGGCAGCAUCUCAUACUCCAGCCUCGCUGAUUGGUUCGAACAUUCGUCGAACCCCGGCACUUGCCCAGCUGUUACGUCGUGUGAUGGGCAGUACGCCGCCCUGAACAAGCCGUGCGGCACCCAGCCGGCUGAGGACAAUGGGUCGUGCAAGGCAAUUCGGGACCAGUGCGAGUUUUGGAUCACCCAGGGCGCGUGGCAGAACGAGUACUGCGCACUCGGCGCGAUGUGUUCGAGCGCGGAGGGGGCGACGCCCGACGUCAUGAUCCGUACGAUCUACCCAACCUACGUCAGCAACGAGGACAUCCCCACCGCUGGCUCUAUCGACCGUCUCAGCACGGACGCGUUUCAUAACAUGACCGGCGGUGCCGACACCAUGUCGCUACAGAACGCAAUUGACGCGUACUACGGUGCUCUCACUAACACCUGGACCUCGUUGGGUGGCCCCUUUGGUGCCGAGAGUCCCUCCCGUAGCGGCAAUAAUGGUCCUUACCCCACCUCAUCUGACUACAUCACCGGGUUUUGGAAGUCAGUUGCUGCGUGGACUGGUAACUGCGACACCCUCGAGAUCGGGUAUGACAACCUUGCAGACUGGUUCCAGUAUUCGUCGGAUAACAGCAACAACUCCACUUGCUGAGAGGGGGGCACAUUUUGCACUGGGCUUUAUUAAAGAGGUUUAAAAUUUCGCAUUCACCUUUCCGCCCGUUUAUCAGUCGAUUAUCUACUUUAUGGACCUUGUUUUGGAACUUGCGUAUAG